This is a messenger RNA of Mesitornis unicolor (brown roatelo), 864 nucleotides long. RefSeq names its product chromosome unknown open reading frame, human C2orf47 (gene MAIP1). The transcript has 5 exons. Gene Ontology annotation, molecular function: ribosome binding. Lineage: Eukaryota; Metazoa; Chordata; Aves; Mesitornithiformes; Mesitornithidae. Gene Ontology annotation, cellular component: mitochondrial inner membrane. The record is from RefSeq and is a predicted model, not a curated record. Gene Ontology annotation, biological process: inner mitochondrial membrane organization; protein insertion into mitochondrial inner membrane from matrix. The coding region runs from base 152 to 535 and encodes 127 amino acids.
CACCAGCCCCCUCGCCUGGCUCCGCACUCGCUUCUAUUACCUCCUCAUCCGCCUCUACUUCGACCAGGAGUUCAGCAUCGAGGAGUUCACCCGAGGGGCCAAGCAGGCCUUUUCUGUAGUUUCAAAGCUGCUGUCUCAGCGUAAACUGGACAUGCUGAAUGAACUUGUAUCAGCAGAGGUACUUCAGGUGGUGAAGGAAAAGAUUUCUUUGCUUCCUGACAACCACAGGGAUGCUUUAGCAGCUGAUGUUGAUGCAAUCAUGUACACAACAGAGGGAGAUGUUCGCAUUUACUAUGAUGAUGAUGGAAGAAAGUUUGUUAGUAUCCUCAUGCGUUUCUGGUAUCUGAAUGGUGCUAACCUACCUGAUGAAGUACCAGGUGAAACCAAAGUUUUCCAGAUUGUGUUUGGAGAUGAACACACAAAAGAAAAGAGACAUCUUUUAACAGCAAACUAUGAGUUCCAGAGGGAAUUUACAGAAGGAGCAAAACCAGACUGGACAAUUACACGGAUUGAACAUCCAAGGCUGUUAGAAUAAAUGCCUUCUACACUCUUUUUAUGUACCAUUGUAAAUGUUUAGUCUCUCUUUUUCCUUCCUGUCUUCUCCUCCAAAAGAGGGAUGAAUUUUGUAUGUUUGAUUUUCCAAAAUUGUUUCUGAAACCUACAUGAUGCUGGAGAAUUACAAUAAAGCCUUUUCCCUGGAACAUGCUAGUACAAGUUCAAUUGGUGCUAACACACAUCCAAGGCAUUUACACACAGUGUACGUUUCACACAGGCCGGUAUUACGGGUAUGUUAACUUCUUACAUUCUGAGAAGAAAUGGUACUACUUGAAGAUACACAACACUUUCGUGCUUGCUGGUCCUUCU